Molecule: messenger RNA, 4797 nt
Organism: Chiloscyllium plagiosum (whitespotted bambooshark)
Lineage: Eukaryota; Metazoa; Chordata; Chondrichthyes; Orectolobiformes; Hemiscylliidae
Gene: rftn2
Product: raftlin family member 2
Source: RefSeq, a predicted model, not a curated record
UCCUCUCAGGGAUUUUACUUCCUUUCUGGAAAUGAUUUUAGUCUACAACCAUUUUGGAACUUUCUACUUCAGAGUUUCCAUCUGCUGUUUGGACAGCCAUCUGACUGCUUCCAGAGCGUUUCUUCACAUCGCAGAUUCUGCCAUGGGUUGUGGGCUACGAAAGCUGGAAGAGUCUGAUGAUAGUAGCCCUGGCAAAAUAUUUUCUACUCUGAAGAGACCACAAGUAGAAACAAAGACUGAUAUUUCAUAUGAAUACCUUUUGCUGGAUUUUACUUUGGAUAUUGGUUCAUCAAAUCCAGAUGUUAUCAAGAUUCCCUCUCUUCUGGAUCUUAAUUACAAAUUGGAAGCAUACUAUAAGAGAGGAUAUGUUGUUGCCACUAUCCAUCCUACAAUCCUUUCUGUGGGGCAAAGGAAACGAUCUCCACUGAGUUACAUUUAUAGAGUUAUACUAACUAAAAUAAGAUCCAGUAUAAAGAAGUCAGAACAUGGAGAACCAAGGCACUCCAAGCUAGUUGUUGAAGAAUGGUCUGUGAGCAAUCAAACACUUUCCAUUGAUGUUGUGAAAGGACUGUUAGACAAGGUGAAUGAUUUAACCAAGAAAGGAAUGAAGUUUGUAGGAUUUUUAAAUCCACUCAGUACCCAGUCAAAGGCCUGCAAUGGUACAAAAUUAUCAAGAGAACUAGUUGCAGAUUUGGGACAGGAUGUUGACUUUAAAUUGCCAGAUCAACGAAAGCAAAAUCCUGAUAACCAUAUAAAAUGCAGUGAGGAGAUUUUUAACAAAAAGCCAAUGGAAUUUGCAAUGGAAAAAGAACAUUCUUGCAAUAAAGUCACUGAUGUUUUAGAGAAUGGGCCAGCUCCAGAGAAGGAUCUUUUGCAUGGAAGAGAGAAAAGGAUUGGAAAUGAAACCUGUCCUUGCAGUCAACCAAAGGAAGAUUUCAAACUAUUUGCUGUCUUCAAUGUUUCUGAUGAAGACUUCAGUGAACGGUCCUACCAUGAAGGCAAUGUAUCACUCAGAGUAGCAAGGAAGGGCCAAACCAUUUGUACCCUGGAAGCAGAUUGGUUGGAAAUCACAACAUCUUAUUAUAAAAGUGGAAUGUCAUUGGUUGAUUCAUUCGUAGUUUGGGAAACAAUGAAAGGAGACUAUUUGUCUAAGUCUGUGGAUGGAAUGUUUAUUUAUGAAGAACAUCAUUUGGGGUCUUUUGAGUCAAGCAAGAUACCAAAUGAUGCAAUUGUUGUUGAACAAUGGACCGUCAUUGAGGGUUGUGAAGUAAAGACUGACUAUGGUCCUUUGCUGCAUACACUGGCAGAGUUUGGGUGGCUGGUUACUUGCGUGCUAGCCACACCUAUUAUUCGCCAUGACAGUGAAGGGAAUUUAGCAACAAAACAAGUGAUAUUCUUGCAGAGACCAGCCAUAACCUACAAUGAUCUGCAUCUGGAAACAUUGGAGAAAAGAUCUACUCGGCAAACAAAAGUCAGUGAAAGAACCAAAAAUUGGAACAGAAAUGUGGGUGUGAUCACUGGUAAAAAUAAACAUUCAGAAACAAAGUCUCCUGAAGAUUCUUGUACCACUUCAGGGACCAACUCACAUCAAUAUGGAGACAUUUCAGGCAUGAAUCGUACUGAUAGUGUUUUCAAAGACUUGGAUGAUGGGCAACUGGAUCAAGAGGAAGAAACACCUCAGGUUACCUGCAUUUAACAUUGCACAGUUCAGUUUCGUAUUGAAGACAACAGUAUAAAGAAAGAAAAGCAGAUUUUCUACAGUUUAACUUGAUUGGUAGUAACUAAUGGCUUUGCAAAGUUGUGACUUUUGAUUUUGUUCUGUACAAAAGUGUGCUGUUGUUAAAAUUUUUCUCUAAUCCUACAGGAAAAAAAAGCAUUAACAAAUACUUCAGUUCUCAGGAUUUAUGCUAACAGAUCCAGGCUUCCUUAACAAAGCAGAACUGUUGAUUACAAUUUGCUAUCAGAAAGAGCUUCACCUGAUGAUUUAAAAUUACUUUGAACUUACUUAGGAAAGCCAUUCAUAGGAAAGAACAUAUCCAGAUAUUUAUAUUUACUUUUAACUUUUCAAGUAAUAUCUUUCUUAUUUUUUCCAUUUGUAUGAUUAUGUGCUAAUUUUUUAAAAAUCAUGUUGUUACUUCUUUCCUGUCAUUUUCCUUUGCAUACUCUUGGGAUCAUGCUUUGCAGUCAACUUGUUCAAGAAAAGCUCUUGGAAGACUGCUAUCUCUGCAUGGUUAAAAGGAAUCAUUCUUGAGGAAUGUUCAGCUAAAGUAAUGUUAGUUGUCCUGCUUGAACUGUAGGAAAAUAUAACUACUAUAUCUGUUUCGUUGGCAUCAGCUAUUUUCAUUCUUUAUGGGAUUUGGACAUCACAGGCACUGCCAGUGCUUAUAGGCCAACCGUAAUUAGCCUAGAGAAGAUGAUGGCUUGUUGGCUUCUUGAACUGCUGCAGGACAGGUGAUGAAAGUCUUCUCAUUGAUUUUUUUUGUAGAGAAUUCCAGGACGUUGACCUGACAAUAGUGAAAAAAAAGCAGUAAAUUUCUGAGUCAUUGUGGUCUUACAGUUGAUACUUGUUCACGGGUGCCUAUUACUUUUAUCCUUCUAAAUGCUAAAGAUCACAGAUUUGGAAAGUCUCAAAGUAUCCUUGGGGAGUUGCUGCAGUGUAACUGCAAGCAUGAUGUACAUGUUAUGAAGGCAUUACCAACCUCAUUGACUGCUUUGUCCCAGAUAGAGCCGAGCUGCUUGAAUAUUUUUGUAACUGCAUUCAUUCGGGAAAAGUAGAAUAUUUCAUAGCAUUCCUGUUUUGUUCUUGAUGGAAAGCGUAUUUAAAAACAACCAGAGAGUAAGUUAGUCCAGCAGCCAUAGUAUUUAUGUGGCUGGUCCAUUUUGGUUUCUGGUGAAUGGUGACUCCGAAGUGGAGUUUUGAUAGUAAUGAUGCCAGUGAAUCUCCAGGGAAGGUGGUUAAGACUUCGUCUUGUUGAAAAUGGCCAUUGUCUGGCACAGAUGUUACUUUCCACUUAGCAGGACGAGUGUAAAUAUUGCCCAGGUCUUCUCGAAUUCAGGCAUAGACUUUCAUUGUGGAGGAGUUGCAAAUGAAACUAAACACUGAAGCUAAACUUAUUGUUGGGAUUGUUAAUUUGUAAUAAUACACUGAAAGUUAUUUAAUGAGAAUCAGUCUGGUAGUGGGAUCAAUACAAAAUUCUCUCAAUUAUCAUAUUUAUUUCUUCAGCUCAUCAAGAGAAUAAAUCAUGAUAGAAAGGAAUGAUGCACUAUUGUAUCAACUUAUGCACAGAGUACAAUUUCAUUUCAGGUACUCGACUAUAUCAUGCCCUCAUUUUGGAUUACAAAGGAACUUUUCACUCAUGAUUCCACACAAUGUUUCAUAAUCAUAAUCUAAUUUAAAGAAAGAAAUUGAUUCAUUGCAUUGGCUAGGGCAAUCAUUUCAUUGUCAUUUCUGGAUAUACCACAUGGUUUAGUACCACAUCAGAACUAAUUACAUGACGCUUAAGUAGGAGCCAUCCUCUUGUUGCAUUUCCACCAGUUAACUAACUUUUUAGAAUAAUAAUUGAAAAGUGUUCUUAGAUCAAUCAGGGUUCGCAAAUCUGUUUUGCUUAUGAAGGCCCCCUCCAAUGGUAGUAAAACAACCUAUAGAUCCCCUUAAUGCAAAUAUUUUUGUAUAAACGUUAGUUCCAAAUUAUACAUAUGAAUUUAUCAAUUUUGUUUUAAUUGCCUAAUAUUACUUCUUUUUAUUGAGGUUUUUUCAGAUUUGUCUGGGACCUCCCUUUGCUGUAUCCGCUUCCAUCCGCACCAACCAUAUAUCUUUAGCUUCCUCCAGUCCCUACAAUCUGCGAGGUCUUUGCACGUCUCCAAUUCUAGCUUCUUGCACAUGCCGGAUUCUCAGCACUUCACCAUGAUUUCCAUAACUUUGGCUGGUUAGUCCCAAAGCUCUGGAAUUCCUUCUCUGAGCCUGUCCAACCCUUUAGCCUUCUCUCUUCCCUUAAAUUGCUCCUUAAUACCAACCAUUUUGAUUAAUUAUCAAUAUCUCCUUAUAUGAUUUGAUGUUAAAUUUUGUUUGAUACCACUAAUGUGCUGCACCUUCGACAUUUUAAAGGUGCUGUAUAAAUGCAAGCCAUUGUUACUGAGGAUGAGUAUUCCUGUGAUUGUGCGGAUUGUGCAAGAGAAGAUUAGUUUUGUUACGGUAACCAUGCUGUCCCAAAAUAGAUAAAAUGAUCUUUCUAAGACACCGAUGAAGCAUUAGUUAUUUUGCAAAUGUAUUAGGUUUCUCUGUAAUUGACAAUAUUACAAAACCUACCCUAAGAAAUGACAGCAUCUAUUUUUGUUACAUUUGUUUCUGCAGCUGAAACAUUUUCCUCAGCAUAUUACAGAUUCACUUGAAUUUCGCCAAGAUCUCCCUCUGUUUUCCACUUAUACCCUGAGAUCGCUGAUCCUCACUGCUUUCUCUCUGUGAGAUUUGGAUGACUAAGUUCCAAGUUUUACUAGCUCCCAGCUGGAGGGCUGGGACACAGGUGUAGGAUCUAUUAAAUUACAGAUAGCCAUGUCAGAAUGGCUCCCCAAUGAAAUACUGCUCCUGGGAGUUGAUAUGUUUUCCCAAAGGCCACAUGUUUAAUGUAGAUGGAUCUGCUACAGCAACUGCAAGAAAGGGGCAGUUGAGCCAGAGGCCCUGUGGCUCAGAGAGGAGGCUGUGAGCAGUAAAGGCAGGAGGGGCAUCUCCUCUCCGACCUAUCACCUUCACCCCCACCUCCAUCCAUCUCUUGCACUCUCAGCUACCUCCUCCCCAGCCCC